AUGGGUCAAGAAAGCAAUAGUCUUUUUAUGGAAGUAGAGUUUAAUAAUGCCAGGGAUUAUGAAUUGGCAAGACAACGAGAACGACAACAAGAACAAGAAAAAAAUGUUAGAAAGAGACGUCACAGAAACCAACUACACCAUAUCUUUGUCGUGCUAAAGAUCAAACUAAAACGAUUCUUUACAUGUAAAUGUUUUAGAUCACAAGAUGCAUCGUCGUCAUCUUCGUCUGGUGGUGAUGGUACAAUCGAAUCGACUCCAUCACCAAGUGAUGCAUCCAAAAGAAGAAGAAGAAAUAGAAAAAGAUCAUCUUCUUCAUCAUCAAAGAAAUCACAUGACACUAAUACCAACGACACUGUCCUUGACCAUGUUGGAGAUAUCCCAUCAUCUAAUCAAUUGUUGCAGCAGCAAUUACACAAUAAUGGAUCUACAUCUGAUACAUCGACUGUAUUGACAGAUCAAAAUAGUUUACCAGAUACAUUGGAGAAUCUGAACGGAUCAAAAAGAGGAUGUGAUGUGGCCGUCCCAGGUGGUGACCACUAUCACUUUGGAAGUGGUGGUGCACGCACCCAUACCCAUCCUACCGUCAUCACCAUCCCAUCGGUCCAAAAGAAUGACAUUGAUUAUCAAACACAACGAGCCGAUACCCAACCAUAUCUCGACCAACUCUCCAAGAUGCAAUCUCUCUAUCAAACAGAGUUACAAUCAUCUGACAAUGGAAAAGUAUCAAAACAAACUUCUUAUCAAUUGGCUCGUACUCUUUCACAUUCUGAACAAGUAUUAUGUAAAAGAAAAUCAAUUGAUUUAUAUAAAGAUUUAUUAAAAGAAGAAAAAGAUAAUAGAGAUAUAAUAAUGGAAUUGGCAAGUACCUAUUAUAAAAUAGAGGAUUAUCAAAAUGCAUUAAAAUAUGCAUACAAAAUAUUGGAUACUCAUCCUUUGGAUAAUCAAGCCAUCACAUUGAAAUAUAUGUCACAAAAUGCAAUCAAAGAACAACUUCGAAAAAAACAACAGUAUCAACAAAAACAACAUCUUUCAUUAUCCAUUCCAUCAAAUGAUCAAAAUACUACAUUGACUGCGGCGACGGUUGGACCAACCAAUGUCAAUGGUGGUAGUAGUAGAAAAAAUAGAAAGAAACAAAAAGCAAAAGAGAAAAGAGAAAGAGAAAGAGAAAAAGAUGGAAAGGUAGGUAGUGGUAGUUCACGUCUUCCAUCUGGUGAUAAACCUCCACUUCCAACUAUAUCUUCUACAAAUACUUUUUCAGACACUGUUGCUGGUAAUCCAAAUAUAGUUUCUCCAACAACACUUACACAAACAACAACCGAUGAUGAAGAUGAUGAAGUCGAUGAGGAUGAUGACGACCUUACUAGAACAGAUGAUCCUCCUCUACAUGCCAAUAACAAUCAAAUUGGUCAAUACACAACCAACAAUACGAAAACAGUUAAUCGAGCCAGUAGCAUUUUAAAUGCACCAAAUCGAACAGAUACAAAUGAUUCAACAACUUCUUCAUUUAGUAGUGAUGAUGAUGUUGAUGAUAAUAAUAACAAUACUAAAUAA
Cavenderia fasciculata is the source of this 1551-nucleotide messenger RNA. RefSeq lists its product as uncharacterized. The transcript is spliced from 3 exons. Gene Ontology annotation, biological process: mitochondrial fission; autophagy of mitochondrion; peroxisome fission. Lineage: Eukaryota; Evosea; Eumycetozoa; Acytosteliales; Cavenderiaceae. Gene Ontology annotation, cellular component: peroxisomal membrane; mitochondrial outer membrane. The record is from RefSeq and is a predicted model, not a curated record. Bases 1 to 1551 code for a protein of 516 amino acids. Gene Ontology annotation, molecular function: protein binding.